UUUUAGUCUGUUGCUCUGAAAUAUAGGAAGAAAGAAGAAGCAAAGCCAGAAGUGCCAGUCAUUUAUUGCAUCACAGAGCUCUCAUCAGGACAUCUUCAUCCAUCAACGUCUUCUGAUGUCGUUUCAAAAUCCACCAGCCUAUGAUCAAAUUGUCCCACCAGCUUACAAUCCGGAUUACGCACCCACACAGCCCGUGUACCAUCCAAGCAGUCAUGUAACAGCUCCACCGUACCAUUACCACGAUAAUGGAGGUUUUGAGAAUGUGGUCGACGUGAACUCUCCGGUAUACACAACAUUAGCGUCUGGUCCGAUGCCAACAUCUACUAUCAUCAUUCGUCUGGAACCUCAUGCGACCAAACUGCAGUGUCCGUAUUGUCGAAUGGACAUAGUGACACGUACUAAAUCAGUUUAUGGUUUGCUGACUUGGAUAUUCUUUGCUGCACUUUUUCUUUUCGGCUGCUGGUGUUGUUGUUUCUUGCCAUUCUGUCUACGUUCGUGCAAAGACAUCAUCCAUACGUGUCCGAACUGUCGUGCCAUGAUUGGUGUACAUCGGCGAAUUUGAUACCAAGUGCACAAAAACUCAUUAAUUCAAUAAAAAAGAUUGUUAUUCA
Messenger RNA from Caenorhabditis elegans, 611 nucleotides. It is a transcript of the gene F36G3.3, whose product is annotated as LITAF domain-containing protein. The transcript is spliced from 5 exons. Bases 116 to 562 code for a protein of 148 amino acids. The record is from RefSeq and is marked reviewed. Lineage: Eukaryota; Metazoa; Nematoda; Chromadorea; Rhabditida; Rhabditidae. Gene Ontology annotation, cellular component: membrane; late endosome membrane; lysosomal membrane.